This is a messenger RNA of Pollicipes pollicipes, 724 nucleotides long. RefSeq names its product ubiquitin-conjugating enzyme E2Q-like protein CG4502. Bases 206 to 724 code for a protein of 172 amino acids. The record is from RefSeq and is a predicted model, not a curated record. The transcript has 2 exons. NCBI's taxonomy places the organism in Eukaryota, Metazoa, Arthropoda, Thecostraca, Pollicipedomorpha, Pollicipedidae.
CGUGUACAAUCAACCCGCGGCAAUAAGCGCUGGCGUUCCCCAGGACAAUGUGUUACCCUCGGACCCGCAAGUCGACACGCACCAAUCAAAGCACACCGAGCCGCCUGGUGCGCCGUCCCGGUCACCGGACAGCCCUCUGACGCCGACCCGGCGCAACCAAGCUUUCAACUCGCCCCGCCAGGCCUCACGGCGCUUCUUCCACGGCAUGCUGGAUCACAGUCGCGUGAGCCCAGCGCGCCCCCGGCCGCCGCAGGAGCCGUCUGUCCGCGACGCCGGCCACCUGAAGGUAGUGCGCAACCGCCGGCUGAUGAAGGAGUACCGCGAAAUCACGCGCAGCGUGGCGCGGCAGGCCGAGCCACCCUUUACUGUGGAGCUGGUCAACGACUGCCUCUACGAGUGGAACAUCCACCUGUUUAACAUCGAUCGCACCAGUGACUUGUACCGCGACAUGAAAGACUUGCACAUCCGCUGCAUUCAGCUCAACAUGGCGUUUCCGGAGAACUUCCCGUUCUCGCCGCCGUUCCUGCGCGUGCUGGCGCCGCGAAUUGAGCGCGGCUUCGUGAUGGCCGGGGGCGCCAUCUGCAUGGAGUUGCUGACGCCACGGGGCUGGGCCAGCGCCUACACGGUCGAGGCUAUCAUCAUGCAGUUCGCCGCCAGCCUCGUCAAAGGACAGGCACGAGUGCCGGGGCCCGAGCAGGACGAUCGCAACCCGCUCAAUAACUGA